CAGGCCUCACUUCAAACCACGGUAUAUCUAUCUAUAUUACUGUCCCGUGCCCCUUCGCCAAAGCCUGACCGCCGACGAUAGAGCCUUUUAGAAAGGAACCGUCCGUAAGCCGAUUACACACCGCGAUUGACUUUGCAACGCGUCCCUCCCCCCAGCAGCCGCGAAUCGCCAAGAUGAUCACCAAGUUUAUGACCGAGGUCACCACCAAGUUCAACCCCUUCUCGCCCAAGGCCAAGUCGGCGCGGUUGUUUCUGUCCUGCAUCCCGCCUGCGGCGCGCUCGACUGGCCUGUCGAUUAAGACCGUCCUGCUGCCGCGGACGUCGACGGAGCCCCCGUCGCUGUUUGUCAAGUUCAAGGAUGGCAAGGAAAUGGACAUCGACUGUGAAAAGAUGGGUAUCAAGAACAUCGUCGAGGAGCUUGACAGACACUCUCGUGGUCUGCAGAAGCAGGCCGAUUUGACCGACUAGAGCGGUUUCGACGAAAGAGAGGAGGAGGGAAAUGUCCUUGUAUUAUUAUGGCAUUGCAUGUAUCGGUACCGGCGUUUAUGAGGGAUGGAAAUAAUAUCCCCAGGGAAUCUCGAUUGGCUAUAAGUGGCGGCUCCAAGACUAUGUUCCAUGUGGGAGAGGAAGACAGAAGGGCGAUGCCGACGCUGCCUGGUCGAAAGCACGCAGCGACCAGCGCGCAUGAAGAUGCGCACGUGAAAAUCCCAAGU
Colletotrichum destructivum is the source of this 712-nucleotide messenger RNA. RefSeq names its product Putative large ribosomal subunit protein mL53. The transcript is spliced from 2 exons. NCBI's taxonomy places the organism in Eukaryota, Fungi, Ascomycota, Sordariomycetes, Glomerellales, Glomerellaceae. The record is from RefSeq and is a predicted model, not a curated record. Gene Ontology annotation, molecular function: structural constituent of ribosome. Gene Ontology annotation, cellular component: mitochondrial large ribosomal subunit. The coding region runs from base 174 to 467 and encodes 97 amino acids.